AUGACAUCAAGAGAACAGUACGUCGUGCCAGCGACAAACAGUGAGACGGCAGGCUUUUCUGCCCCGAAAGCAUUCGAAUCGAGCGGUGAAGGUGCCCAGAUGAAUUACCUGUGCGCGGACUGUGGAAUCAAGAACACUCUACGGAGAACGGAUCCUAUUCGCUGCAAGGAAUGUGGUGGCCGUGUCCUGUACAAGCAACGCACGAAGAGGCAAGUCAACCCUUUCCAACGCAUCAGAUCUUGA
Messenger RNA from Sporothrix schenckii 1099-18, 243 nucleotides. Its product is annotated as DNA-directed RNA polymerases I, II, and III subunit RPABC4. Gene Ontology annotation, cellular component: RNA polymerase II, core complex; RNA polymerase III complex; RNA polymerase I complex. The record is from RefSeq and is a predicted model, not a curated record. Gene Ontology annotation, molecular function: zinc ion binding; DNA binding; DNA-directed RNA polymerase activity. Gene Ontology annotation, biological process: DNA-templated transcription. The coding region runs from base 1 to 243 and encodes 80 amino acids. The transcript has a single exon. Lineage: Eukaryota; Fungi; Ascomycota; Sordariomycetes; Ophiostomatales; Ophiostomataceae.